GUCAGAAUGAAACAGAAACAGUUCUCUCUCCAGCUGAACGGACCAUGAGCAGCUCGGUGACUCUCAUGCUUUACAGACUUUUACUAAAGGAAUAAAAUAAUAAGUGAAGAAACUUUUCUGUUUAGCCGGUGUCGGAUGGGAAAGGACACAGAAUGAAGCACGGAAACGACAUCAUGAAGUCUCUGAUUUUCCUCGCCUUUACCGUUCAGCUCGCUUCACCAGCCACACACUCUCUGCAGUACUUCUAUACUGGAGUGACACCAGGCAUCAGUUUCCCAGAGUUCACUCUGGUUGGUCUGGUGGAUGGAGAGCAGUUUAUGUACUAUGACAGUGACAUCAGGAAGAUGAUCCCAAAGACAGAGUGGAUCAAAAGCGCUAAGGAUGAUGAGCCAGAUUACUGGUUCAGAAACACUCAGCGUGCACAGGGCAACCAGGAGGACUUCAAAGUCAGUUUGGAUAUAGCAAUGGAGCGCUACAAUCACACUAAAGGGGUUCACACAGUGCAGUGGAUGUACGGCUGUGAGCUACAUGAUGACGGAACCAAGAGAGGAUAUGACAUGUAUGCUUAUGAUGGAGAAGACUUCCUUUUUGUGGAUCUGAACACUCUCACCUGGACGGCACCUAAUCCUAAAGCUUUUAUUACCAAACAGAAAUUGGAUGCUACUGGAUGGGAGGCUAAUUAUGCAAAGAACUACCUUCUGAAUGAAUGUAUCGAGUGGUUAAAGAAGUACAUGGAAUAUGGCAGAUCCACUCUGGAGAGGAAAGUCUCUCCUGAGGCGUUUCUGUUCCAGAAGAACUCUUCUUCUCCAGUGGUGUGUCAUGCUACAGGUUUCUUCCCCAAAGCAGUGAUGAUCUCCUGGCAGAAGAACGGAGAGGAUCUGCAUGAGGACGUGGAGCUCAGAGAGACGCUACCCAACCAGGAUGGAACCUUCCAGAAGAGGAGCGUUCUGACUGUCUCACCUGAGGAGCUGAAGGAGAAUCAGUACAGCUGUGUCGUUCAUCACAGCAGUCUGAAAGAGGAGUUGGUUUUGCCAUUCAAGACAGGUGGAGGGUCAGUUGGUAUCAUCACUGGUGCAGUUGUGGCUGUUCUGCUCCUCGUCCUUAUUGGAUGUGUUGGAGUUUUCAUUUGGAAGAAGAAGCAGUCUGGCUUCAAACCGGUUUCAGGAAACCCCAAUGCACCCUCUGAAGGAGAUUCAUCCUCCAACAACUCAUGAACUUCCCAUUGUGGAAGUUUUGGUGAUAAUAGUAAUGUGCUUGAUAUUUUUUAUUUCUUUUCUUCUUGUCUUUCUGUAACUUCCUACUGCAUGUUUACCUCUGAUCCUGCAGAACAGUAAGACACACAGUGAAAAAGAGGAGCAUGUAUUUGUUUGCAGUCCUUGACAAUUGUCAGUUACUCACAAAAUAAUUUCCAACUCUUUGUGUUGUGAUGGAGUGCAAAAAUUAUAACACAGUGAAAGCGAGAGCCGUUGCUUCCCAUUAUUUAGUGAGGUGCAUGAGAUUUUGCAGCAGUUGCAGGCAAUUCGGACCCAAAAUGAUGAAGCGAUAGUAUAAUCUAUAAUAAUCUAAUAUAUAUGUAAUAUAAUCUGUCCAUCUACAUUAUGAUGUUUUUUAUGGAUGACUAUUGUUUUGAUAUUGAAUGACUACUUGUUCAACCCACUGAAGUAAGUCGAAAACUGCUAAGAUAUGUUAUAGUAAAUUUUGCAUACUUAUUUCAGCAAAUAGAUUCCACCUCCAUAGACACUAAACAACCUCAAAUACCACAAAGAGUCAGUGGUAGCCCAGUACUCUCCAUCAGCUGACUUCAGUCAGAAAUGUUCUCCUGGUGAUGAGGACAUAUUUUGACAUAUAAAAUCGGGGAGCUGUCCCUUUAAUUAUGUUUCAGUGGAACCAAAAGUAAAAAUUAGCACAAAAAAGGUAAUUUUUGCGUUUUAAAAAAUAGCUCCAACAUAUCUUACUUUAUCUGCUGAAGUGCCUGUCCAGACAAUUUCCCUCAGUUAAGGUUUAGUGCUAAUUCCUAUGAUCAUGUCCAGCUUGGACAGAGGAAGAUCCCUUUCCAAUACAGUCAUAUGCACAUGUUUGGGCACACAUGGUCAAAUUUGAUGUUUUAUUGAUGUUCUAAGUAAAAAUAAGUGACACAUCCUCUACAGAGAACACAAAUGUGUCAUUUCUUUCACGUUAGUGCACAAUUUCUGUUUAUUUGCUGAGUUUAACCUACUGGAAAACCUUUGCACAGGCCACACAUUUUUUCCCAAAAUAUGUUAAAAUGAGCAAAUAAACAAUAAUUGUGUAUUAAAAUGUGCAGAAGUGUGUAACCUCAAAUUAACAAAAUAUGGAAUUUGACUAGGGCCACACAAAUUUAUGCAUACGACUGUGACCUCUAAACUCUGGAAUAGUGUUCAGAGAGUAUUGGAUUGUAAGCUGAAUAGGGUUUUUUUAGUCCUAAGAACUAAAAAUAUAUUUCAGGCUAUUAUAUGUCUAGUGCAGGGGCUCUUAACUUGGAGGUUGCAACUCCCUCAGGGGUUCUGAGAUGUUUUCAGGUAGUGGGGUUGCAAAAGAGGUGCGUUAAAAAUAUAUAUGGCUUAUAAAACACAGAGAAAAUAAUUUUGAUGUGUAACUUGCAAAAAAAAAAGGCACUUGAAUGGGAAAGAGUGCGAAAAUGCAAAAAAUAAAUGUGAAGCUAAAUAAUUUUAACCCUAAAAAAGGGGUGCACUCUGAAAAAGGUUAAGAACCUCUGGCCUAGUGUAGUGGCUAUAUUCUAUUUCUUGACUUAUUGUUUGUAAUUUGCUGCAAAUUGCUGUUAUAAAAUGCUGUGAGAUUCUGUGAUUCUGACUUAUUUUUCCAACAUAUUUUCCAGUCCAGAUUUUGUAAAAUGAUGUAUAAAUAAAAAUGUAUCAUUUUUAUUAUAAUUAAAUUCUGUUUUCAUAA
Molecule: messenger RNA, 2925 nt
Organism: Colossoma macropomum (tambaqui)
Lineage: Eukaryota; Metazoa; Chordata; Actinopteri; Characiformes; Serrasalmidae
Product: H-2 class I histocompatibility antigen, Q9 alpha chain-like
Exons: 7
Coding region: 153-1214 (353 amino acids)
Biological process (GO): immune response
Cellular component (GO): external side of plasma membrane
Source: RefSeq, a predicted model, not a curated record